Molecule: messenger RNA, 341 nt
Organism: Chroicocephalus ridibundus (black-headed gull)
Lineage: Eukaryota; Metazoa; Chordata; Aves; Charadriiformes; Laridae
Product: cocaine- and amphetamine-regulated transcript protein-like
Exons: 3
Coding region: 1-324 (107 amino acids)
Biological process (GO): G protein-coupled receptor signaling pathway; negative regulation of appetite; cellular response to starvation
Molecular function (GO): neuropeptide hormone activity
Source: RefSeq, a predicted model, not a curated record
AUGGGAAGCGCUUGGCUCUGCUUGCUGUGCCUGGCUGGCUCCAGCCUGGUCCUGCCGGGCACCGCGGAGCUGGUACCGGGGCUCCAGGUAUCCGAGAGCCUGCCCGGGCAGAGCCGGGAGGAGACGGAGCUGGUCGAGGCGCUGCAGGAGGUGCUGGAGAAACUGGGGAGCCGGGAGCUGCCGGCGGUGGAGAAAAGGCUGAGCUGGGUGCCAUUGUGCGAGCCCGGGGAGCCGUGUGCGGUGCGGAAAGGGGCACGCAUCGGGAAGCUCUGCAGCUGCCCCCGCGGCACCGCCUGCAACUUGUUCAUCCUCAAGUGCUCCUGAGGGACCGGGGACAUCGG